Molecule: messenger RNA, 2058 nt
Organism: Polyodon spathula (Mississippi paddlefish)
Lineage: Eukaryota; Metazoa; Chordata; Actinopteri; Acipenseriformes; Polyodontidae
Product: calsequestrin-1-like
Exons: 11
Coding region: 363-1718 (451 amino acids)
Biological process (GO): regulation of skeletal muscle contraction by regulation of release of sequestered calcium ion
Cellular component (GO): sarcoplasmic reticulum lumen
Molecular function (GO): calcium ion binding
Source: RefSeq, a predicted model, not a curated record
AGUGUGAAACGGAGCUAGAGGGAGGCCAGCUAUCCGUGUCAAACAUAGCUCUCCCUCUUUCUCUCCCUCCCCCUUUUCCCUUCGGCUUUUUUACCCAGCCCACACACCCUCCUCUCUUUUCACACUUUGUUGGUCCCCCGUCCCGAGAACGGUCGCCACUUUGCUACUCUGAGGACCAACCCCGCCUCCCUCCCUCCCAUCCCAUCCCGUCCUGGUUGAGAGAGAACAGUAAGAUAUCGUGAAACUCGAAGAGUUCGUGGGGUUGUUUUUUUCCGGUAGGGUAUAUUGUUUUUUUGUUUUUGUUUUUUUGACCGGGAAAACGUAAACAAGUUUGAAAGGUAAUUUAACUGCGGCGUCUAGUCAUGAAGUUAGCCUGGCUGCUUCUCGCGGCUCUGUGCCUCUUCUCCUGCGGGGUCGGGAGGGUCUGUCAGGCGGAAGAAGGGCUCGAUUUUCCCGAGUACGAUGGCAAGGACCGUGUGCACGACCUCAACACCAAGAACUUCAAGGCUGUCAUGAAGAAAUAUGACGUCAUGGUCAUUCUGUACCACGAACCCGUGGAGAGCGACCGUGCCUCCCAGAAACAGUUUCAGAUGGAAGAACUCAUUUUAGAGUUAGCGGCCCAGGUUCUCGAUGACUUGGAGGAUGAAGAUAUCGGGUUCGGUCUCGUGGACUCUGAGAAAGAUGCAGCGGUUGCCAAGAAAUUGGGUAUGGAUGAGGAGGACACCAUUUACAUCUUCACAGACGAUGAGGUCAUCGAGUACGACGGGGAGCUGGCAGCUGACACUCUGGUCAAGUUCAUUCUGGACGUGAUUGAAGACCCCGUGGAGUUCAUCGAAGGGGAGCACGAGCUGCAGGCGUUCAAGAACAUUGAGGACGAGAUCAAACUGGUGGGAUACUUCAAGAAUGAGAAUUCAGAGCACUACAAAGAGUAUGAAGAUGCCGCUGAAGAGUUCCACCCGUACAUCAACUUCUUUGCCACUUUUGAAGCGAAGAUCGCUAAGAAACUGGAUCUGAAAAUGAACGAGGUUGAUUUUUACGAACCCUUCAUGGAGGAACCCAGAGUGAUCCCGGGAAAGCCGUACACAGAGGAUGAGAUUGUGGACUACAUUGAGGAUCACCAGAGGCCAACACUGAGAAAGCUGGAGCCAUACAACAUGUACGAGACCUGGGAAGAUGAUAUCGAUGGGUUCCACAUCGUCGCCUUUGCAGAAGAAGAGGACCCAGAUGGUUUUGAGUUCCUGGAGAUCCUGAAGGAAGUCGCUGAAGACAACACCGAUAACCCAGACCUGAGCAUCAUUUGGAUCGACCCCGAUGACUUCCCCCUGCUCAUUCCCUACUGGGAGAAGACCUUCGACAUCGACCUGUCUGCACCCCAGAUUGGGGUCGUCAACGUCACUGACGCUGACAGCGUGUGGUUGGAGAUGAAGGACGAUGAUGACCUGCCCUCCGCUGAAGAGCUGGAGGAUUGGAUCGAGGAUGUUCUUGACGGAGACAUCAACACCGAGGAUGAUGAUGAUGAUGAUGAUGAUGAUGAUGAUGAUGAUGACGACAGCGACGAGGACGACAGCGAUGAGGAUGAUGACAGUGAUGAAGAUGAUGACAGCGAUGAAGACGACAGCGAUGAAGAUGACGAUGACGACAGUGACGAAGAUGACGACAGUGACGAAGACGAAGAUGACGAUGAUGACGAUGAUGACGACGAUGACGAUGACGAUUAAACUCUUGUCUUUCAGAAAAUCCGCCUGUUGCCCCCCAGAAAAACAGGCUGAUUGUUUUGUCACGGUUUCUCUACAUCACUGAUCCCACCUUUCCUAUCCCCCGCCCACCGUCUGUUAUCCCAACACCCUUCAAAAGUCACCUUUGCGUCACUCUUCUACUCAAGCACUCGUCUUCUUGUAUGUAAGUCCUCCUGUCGACACACUCAACUCAAACCCGUCCGUCUUCUCGAAUAACCACUGCAUCGCAUUCUGAAACCUUCUCAAUAGUCCAGCUUUCUGACUUUCGGGAGAACUCAUCAUUUUGGACUGUCUAGUUUCUAUCCCCCUAACCCCCCCCCCC